This is a messenger RNA of Brienomyrus brachyistius, 4251 nucleotides long. It is a transcript of the gene pkp2, whose product is annotated as plakophilin 2. Gene Ontology annotation, cellular component: intercalated disc; adherens junction; cytoplasm. Gene Ontology annotation, molecular function: protein kinase C binding; intermediate filament binding; molecular adaptor activity. The coding region runs from base 798 to 3497 and encodes 899 amino acids. Gene Ontology annotation, biological process: protein localization to plasma membrane; intermediate filament bundle assembly; cell-cell junction assembly. The transcript is spliced from 13 exons. The record is from RefSeq and is a predicted model, not a curated record. NCBI's taxonomy places the organism in Eukaryota, Metazoa, Chordata, Actinopteri, Osteoglossiformes, Mormyridae.
CCUGUCAAAUAUUUUUUAGAAAAGAUUUAGAAACAGCUCGCUCUAAAGCAGGAGUGGUAAACGUCAGGUAAACCUUUCAAAAAGGUAGUUUUCAAGUUGGUAAGUUUCUCACUUUAUAUACUCCGACACAGUAGGUAUGUGACGAUUAUAUAAAAUUAUCUAGGAAAUAAUAUAUGGACGGGGAAUAAGUUCGUCUUGACUCAUACAAAGAAAUUAUGUUUCUAAAAUACAUGUAUCAUCCAUUCAUCUUUUUAAGCGCCUUUACCGGAAUCUCGCAGGUGAACGCUUUUCGGUAACGUUCAAAUGGUAUCCGUCAGUACUGACAUUGCUGUGCAGAAGUAACAGUACAGACCAAAAGCACGUUAAGUCUUGAUCUCUUGCGCUUUCUGACAAUUAGAAAGCAAAAAUUUUGGCAAAACUUAUUACGUGUAGAAAGCCGUCUUAAAAAUAGCUGGAUCCUGGCAAAAAAAAAUUUAUAAAUCCACCCCAGCUCUGCCCUACAGUAAAUGGGGCAACGCUGAUGUUUAAUUAAUUAAUCGAACUUGCAUCUAGUGCAAAAAAAGUUAAUAGUGUAUUAUCAAGUGGAAGUUAAAGUUAUUUAUGAAUAAUUAACAUUUAAGGGACAGUGUUUUUUGGUAUGAGAUUCAUUUCUUUGAUAAUGUUACUAGGCGUUGCGACAGUUCUACAGCUGGCAACUGAGUGCAGAACAAGCCUGGCUGUGUGCCUCCGGUUGUCCAAAGUGCAACAUCUACUCCCAGGAUACUACAUCUGACUCUGGAAAGAUACUUCAGUACUCCAUGAUGGCACAGUCACCUCUGCAUCUAGGAUCCAUGGGGAUGUACAGCCUGAAAAGGCUGCCACACAGAGGAGAAUUGUCCCCCAAGUCAAGCCCUGUCCUGUCCCACCGCACACUUUUUGGAUCGCAAAACUCUGGAACAGGCUGUCAGGGGGCCUACACUCUACCUGCAGCCAGAAAUUUCAAGCAUUACACUCACUCAGAAAUGCUACGCAGCCAGGGAGUACAGGCCCCUCCGCAGACAAACCAGAACAAGGGCAGCCUGCACAGAUCUUACAGGAAACAGAGAUUCCUCCCUGGUCAGCAACAGGUAGGCAGCCUGACCGCAGGCCGAAGGAAAGGCAAGGACCAAGGCAACAGGCAGGAUUCCUGUGCGGCUUCAUUUGCUAGCAUGGAGCUGGACAGUCGGGUGGAGCAGACAGGGAGUAUGAAGGCUGCUGCCAAGCUGGAGAAGCAGAAUGGUCAACAACAGGCAGGUAGCCUGUCCCUCCUAACCGCAGGCCAAGGGAAAGGCAAGGACCAAGGCAACAGGCAGGAUUCCUGUGUGGCUUCAUUUGCUAGCAUGGAGCUGGACAGUCGGGUGGGGCAGACAGGGAGUAUGAAGGCUGCUGCCAAGCUGGAGAAGCAGAAUGGUCAACAACAGGCAGGUAGCCUGUCCCUCCUAACCGCAGGCCAAGGGAAAGGCAAGGACCAAGGCAACAGGCAGGAUUCCUGUGUGGCUUCAUUUGCUAGCAUGGAGCUGGACAGUCGGGUGGGGCAGACAGGGAGUAUGAAGGCUGCUGCCAAGCUGGAGAAGCAGAAUGGUCAACAACAGGCAGGUAGCCUGUCCCUCCUAACCGCAGGCCGAGGGAAAGGCAAGGACCAAGGCAACAGGCAGGACUUCUGUACAACUUCGUUUGCUAGCAAUGAGCUGGACAGUUGGGUGAAGCAGACAGUGAAUAUGAAGGCUGCUGCCAAGCUGGAGGAGCAGAAUGGUCAACAACAGGCAGGUAGCCUGUCCCUCCUAACCGCAGGCCGAGGGAAAGGCAAGGACCAAGGCAACAGGCAGGACUUCUGUACAACUUCGUUUGCUAGCAAUGAGCUGGACAGUUGGGUGAAGCAGACAGUGAAUAUGAAGGCUGCUGCCAAGCUGGAGAACCAGAAUGGUGUUCGUGUAAUGAAUGGGCGGAAGGAAGAGGGCCACAUAUCAGCACUGACACUGGAGAGGGCCGUGAAGCAGCUCUCCAGCACCAACCCAGACUUGCAGGUUUCUUCUGCAUGUUACAUCCAGCACCAAUGCUUCGUCAAUCCACGGUGUAAGAAGAGGCUACUCAGGUUCGGUGGCAUUCGAAUGCUGCUCCAAGUACUUGGAAGUGACAAUGAAGAGCUGCAGAAGGCUAGCAUCAGCGCGCUGCGCAAUGCUGUUUAUGGAGAAGAUGAAAACAAGAAGGAAGUGCAGGAUCAGAAUGGCAUUAUAACCCUGCUUAACCUGCUAAGCUCCACCAGAGACAUAGAAACAAGGGUGCAGCUCACAGGUUUGCUGUGGAACCUAUCAUCCCACGACUGUCUGAAGGAUCAAAUCUGCAAAGAGGGCCUAGAGAUCCUUACGGAGUCUGUCAUUAUACCCUGCUCGGGUAUUGCUGAGGGGGACAAUCCUAAAGACGACCUCCUGGUCCACCCAGAAAUUUUCUACAAUGCUACAGGCUGUCUGCGCAACCUCAGUUCAAAUGGGCCUCACACUCGCACAGACAUGCGGAAUUGCAACGACCUCAUCGAUGCACUGGUCCAUUAUGUGCAAAGGACCAUUGCGGAUCACAAAGCUGAUGACAAGUCCACAGAGAACUGCGUCUGCAUCCUGCACAACCUGUCUUUCCAGAUGGAUGCGGAAGAACUCCAAGGCCGGCCCACUCCACAGCAGCACCCGGCCCCUGUCGUUAAGGUGGCCGGCUGCUUUGGAUCACGCAGCAAAGAGAUUGCGCAGGUCACAUCGCUCCCCUCACAGGAGGAAAAGAUAAAAGAGGCUAACCCCCAGGGCAAGGAGUGGCUAUCAAGUUACCCCGCGGCACGCAUGUACCUGUCGCUUAUGGCCCGCAGCAAUCGCAAGGGCACACUGGAGGCAGCCAUUGGGGCACUGCUGAAUGCCACUUCCGGCAUCGGAAUGAAGCAGAAAGUCAUGGCCCAGGCCAUCGUGAGAACGGAGAAGAGCCUGCCGAAUCUGAAGAGGAUGCUGUACAACCAAGAGUACGACGUGAGGACAGUCGCGCUGUCCUUGUUGAAUAACAUCUCUCGCCACCACGAGCUGCACGAUGAACUGGUGUCACAGGUCUUACGUGAACUGAUCAACAUGCUGCCAGUCCAAUCCAGUGAAGAAAUGCCCAUUGAGAUUACCUUGCUACUCUGUCGCAUCCUUACCAACCUGAGCCAGUACGAAAUCAAGCAUGCGGAGGCUAUCAUCAACCAUGGCGGCCUGGCGAGGAUCAUGAACAUCAAGGGGAUCAGCUCUCCCAAGGUCUGCGAAGCUGUUUCACCCUUGCUCCAAGCCAUGUGGCAACACAAAGACCUGCGUCCUUCAUACAUCAAUGCUGGAUACAGGAAGGGAGAUUUCAUCAAGAGCAGGACAAAGAAAGCUGCCAGUUUUGCAGGGAAUACUGAAGAACCAAACAUGAACUGGAGGCUGCCAAAAAGACCACCACCUAGUGGCAGUGGAAAGCCGAGCAGCUGAUCCAGCAGCUUCGUCCUAUUCCUUUUCUUUGCAUUAAUGCCCUCAGUGCCAGAAUGAGUUAUUUGUUACUGACAAAGGAGAAAUGUAAUUUACAGGAACAAAAUAUAAUUGUGAAAGAGUGAGGUAGGUCAUCCCAGGGAGAGAGAUGAUAUUUUUGCAUGUUUGAAUACUCUUUAUAUUAAUGAAGUCUACAGCUGAACAGCUUGAACUGUCAGUUUGUUGAUAAAUUGCACAUGUAAAUAUUGUAUAUCCGGGACUGUUCCCUGUAUCAAAUUGUACCAGGCCAAAUAUCAGGUACCUGUAACCAGCACAAACAUACAAUAUUGCAAUAAAACUUAAUCAUAAUUCACAGCCCACAACGACAGCUAUGUAGCCUGAGCAGAUGGGCCAUGUCCACACUCACUUCACACAAACACACAAUAUAAGCUUCCCAAGAAAGAGUGUUUAAGUUGGUGGCAGUGACAGGAGUGUGACCUGACCUUGGUAUGAGUGCCCCAGAGCUGUGAGGUGUGGGCCAGAGAAGCAGCUCCGAUUUGUGAUGCGAUAGGUAACUGGAAUAGGGAAUAUUCCACUGGAAUAGGGAUCUGCCAUGUCCUGAAGGACCUGGGUUUGAAUCCUGUGGCCAGCAGAGUGCCCAUGUUGCUGUUGGGCCCUAGAGUGAGACCCUUAAUGAAAACUAAAGAAUUCUUCUGUCGUUUAUGUAAAUAAAUUAAUAAACUAAAAAUGCUUCAAUGAAUAAAGCAUCUUAUCCAGA